Molecule: messenger RNA, 711 nt
Organism: Dissoconium aciculare CBS 342.82
Lineage: Eukaryota; Fungi; Ascomycota; Dothideomycetes; Mycosphaerellales; Dissoconiaceae
Exons: 1
Source: RefSeq, a predicted model, not a curated record
AUGCGUCUUUUGCACGUGGAAAAGCUGAAUUUUCAGGUGUUUUAUCCACCAAACAUCCCUAAAUAUGCUAUCGCUUCACACAGAUGGCGGGCAGAGCUCGAGGCGAUGCUGGCUGACGUACAGGAAAAGAAGGAUUUCAACGGCUAUGGUUUUCAGAAGGUCAAAGGAUUUGCGGACUAUGUGAAAACUCACAUCCCUGACUUAGAGUGGGUCUGGAUUGAUACCUGCUGCAUAGAUCAGAAGAGCAGUUCAGAAUUGACAGAGGCUAUUAAUUCGAUGUUCCGCUGGUAUCGCGAAGCUGAAGUCUGCCUUGCAUACUUGCAGGACAUUCCUUCAGUGAACGACCAUUCUCUCUUCGAAGCGAGUGACUGGUUUCGGCGAGGUUGGACCUUACAAGAAUUGCUGGCACCGACCAUUGUAAUCUUCCUUACACAGGACUGGCAGAUUAUUGGGCACAAAGGAUCGAGCGAAACAGGGCGACAAGGGACUCCUCUGCAAAUUGGCUCAUCGUUGAACAACCGCAUCGCUGCCAUCACUCAGAUAUCGGAGAACAUACUACAGGACUAUAGCAACAGCCAUGCUAUGAGCAUCGAUGAACGGAUGCAGUGGAUGGUAGGUCGACAGACGACACGCGAGGAAGAUCUUUCAUAUUGCCUCCUAGGCAUCUUAGAUGUUCGGAUGACCAUUCGAUACGGGGAUGGCAAAGAGGCG